AUGGGAUGCAUUUGCUUCAAGUCUUGGCGGCGACAAGCUACACCGUCGAUCACAUAUACGGUCAUCGAUAAUCUAGGCGAUGACGAGGAAGACGACGGACAUUAUCCGCUGAUAUUCCGACAGUUCAGCUUGGAACAGCUGAGAAUCGCCACCGACGGUUUCUCGGUCGGAAACAUCGUGUCGGAGCACAACAAUUGGGUUGAAAACAUCGUUUACAAAGGAAAACUCGGCGAUGGUCGCCGGAUCGCGGUCAAAUGGUUUCAGAGACUUUCUUGGCCUGAUCCUUUCGAAUUCAUCAGUGAAGCAGAAGCUGUCGGGAGGUUGAGGAGUGAGCAUAUGGCUAAUCUGAUCGGUUGUUGUUCUGAUAACAACGAGAGACUUCUUGUUGCUGAGUAUAUGCCUAAUGGAACUUUAUCUAACCAUCUAUUUCACUGGGAGAAAAGACCGAUGAAAUGGGAAACGAGGUUAAAAGUUGCGCUUCAUACAGCAAAAGCUUUGGAUUAUUGUAAUGACAAAGGCAUAAACUUAUACCAUGAUCUUAAUCCCUCCAGGAUAUUGUUUGAUGAGGUAAGCAAUCCUAAACUUUCUUGCUUUGGUCUCAUGAGGAGUAGACACAAAGGGAAGGAUCAUAGUACCAAUUUAGCAUUGGCUCCUCCUGAAUAUUUGCACCUAGGUACUUUGGUACCUGAGAGCGUCACAUAUAGCUUUGGGACCUUGUUAUUGGAUCUUAUGAGCGGCAGACAUAUUCCUCCAAACCAUGUAAUAACACAAAAUAGCAUUUUAGUUUUGCAUUUGGGACUGCUUUUAAUUAUAAAUGUGUUGAUGUUUGUGCAGGCGCUUGAUUUGUUCCAAGGCAAAAACUAUUUGGUGCUAAUGGAUUCAGCUCUGGAUGGUCAGUUCGCUGAUGAAGACAGGACGGAACUAAUGAACAUAGCUUCUCGAUGUUUGAAAACAGAACCGGAAGAGAGGCCAAGUAUGAGGUUCCUUAUAGGGACUCUUUCUAGACUUCUGAAACGAGCUGAGUUAAGGCCAACCAAUAACAAAUUACUCAUGCAUUCUACGUCAAACAAUCUGCCUGAAAAGACUAAAACUGCAACAGAGACACUUAAGUUGACUCCUUUUGGAGAUGCGUGUCUGAGAGUAGAUCUAUGUACCGUACACGAACUACUCGAGAGAGUCGGAUAUGGAGAAGAAGAUGGGCUCGCACACGAGUUUUCAUUCCAAAUGCAAGAGAAUAUGGACUACAAGAAGCAUGGAGAUGAAGCAUUUCGUGCUAAAGAUUUUGAUACCGCCAUUAAAUUAUACACAAAGUUCAUGAGUGGAGCUCCUACGGUUUCACCAACAGUAUUGGGAAGAAGGUGUCUGUGUCACCUAAUGAGUGAAAGGUUUCGCGAGGCUCUAAGUGAGGCGAUGCAAGCGCAAAUAGCUUCACCGGAGUGGCCAAUUGCUCUUUAUUUACAAGCGGUUUGUCUUUUUAAGCUAGAGAUGGAAGCUGAAGCUAAAGAAGCUCUUAGAUAUGGUUCUGCUCUUGAGCCUUAUUAGUUAUUAAAGUUUCU
Messenger RNA from Eruca vesicaria subsp. sativa (arugula), 1556 nucleotides. NCBI's taxonomy places the organism in Eukaryota, Viridiplantae, Streptophyta, Magnoliopsida, Brassicales, Brassicaceae. The record is from the annotation of a GenBank genome assembly.